Messenger RNA from Pseudovirgaria hyperparasitica, 531 nucleotides. RefSeq names its product UPF0041-domain-containing protein. Gene Ontology annotation, cellular component: mitochondrial inner membrane. Gene Ontology annotation, biological process: pyruvate import into mitochondria. Lineage: Eukaryota; Fungi; Ascomycota; Dothideomycetes; Acrospermales; Acrospermaceae. The transcript has 4 exons. Gene Ontology annotation, molecular function: pyruvate transmembrane transporter activity. The coding region runs from base 1 to 531 and encodes 176 amino acids. The record is from RefSeq and is a predicted model, not a curated record.
AUGUCGUUCAAACCAGGCGCUCGCCUAUUCCAAGCCGGUCGUGGAAUCUUCCGUACCCAAUUCCGCCAACCGUUCGCCCGCCGAAAUGCAUCCACGGCGGCUGAUACAGCACCCAAGGAGGAGCUGAGUGGAUUCGCAAAGCUAUGGAACAGUCCUGUUGGACCAAAGACAGUACAUUUCUGGGCUCCUAUCAUGAAGUGGGGCGUAGUUAUUGCCGGCAUUUCUGACCUUGCCCGUCCAGCAGAGAACCUUUCUUUGUCUCAGAAUGCGUCCCUUGUGGCCACUGGUCUGAUCUGGACGAGGUGGUGCUUUGUGAUCCGACCUCAAAACUACUUCCUUGCGACCGUUAACUUCUUCCUAUUCUUGACCGGUGCGACCCAAGUGACCCGCGUGAUAAUGUAUCAACAAUCGAAGAAGAAUGAGAAUGCUCUUGAAGCUGUGAAAGACGGCGCUAAGGACCUUGGGGCCACAGUGAAAGAGGUUGUUGAGCACCCGGAGAAGGCAGCGAAGAACGCAGGCAUCAAGAACUGA